Messenger RNA from Diaporthe citri, 1011 nucleotides. RefSeq lists its product as uncharacterized. NCBI's taxonomy places the organism in Eukaryota, Fungi, Ascomycota, Sordariomycetes, Diaporthales, Diaporthaceae. The record is from RefSeq and is a predicted model, not a curated record. Bases 1 to 1011 code for a protein of 336 amino acids. The transcript has 5 exons.
AUGACUGACCUCGGCGAACAGGACUGGGUCAUAAUUGGCACAAUGGCGCUUUCGUUAGCAGGCAUGGGUGUCACCCUUGGCCAAGUCGCAUACGGCGCGGGUAGACACGCGGCCUAUCUUGAACCCCCUACCAUAGAGAUGGGACUCAAGCUCAACUUUGUUGGUCAAGUCUUCUUUCUUUGGGCACCUUGCAUGGUCAAGGUAUCGAUCGGCCUUUUCCUGCUUCGUGUCACACCAGAUAGUAUCCACCGCAAAAUCCUCCACGGCGCCAUGUCUUUCAUCCUCGCGUGGACACUUGCGUGUUUCUUUACUAUCUUGCUUCAAUGCGACGAUAUCAGAGUAAUCUGGGACGACUCGGUCCAGACAGUCUGCUGGUCUGUAGAGGUAAUACAUGCUCUGGGGUGGGCUAGCGCUGUGGUCUCGAUCACCAGCGACAUAUUCUUUGCCACCCUACCGAUAGCAAUACUGUGGAAGUUGCAGAUCAACGCAAGGAGAAAGAUGUCGUUGGUCGCAUUGAUGGGCUUGGGAAUUUUCGCUUCCGGCGCAGCAAUCAUCAAAACCGUAUAUAUCGAGAAUUAUAGCAGCAACACUGACAACCUGUGGAACGCAACGGAGUUGACCAUAUGGACUACUGUUGAGCUUAAUAUCGGUAUCAUCGCUGCAUCCCUGCCAUGUUUGAGGCCAUUUUUCAAGGGUUUGUCAAACGCCAACACAAACAUGACUACGGCUCAAGAAUACGCAAUGCAUCCUUACGCGAAAACAUUCGAUCAGGAUCGCGGCUCACGCUACCUUCAAUCUCAUACGACAACGCAUAUCACGGGCGGAGGUCUGCGGCUAGAAGAUACGAGUUCCAGCCAGGAGAGAAUUGUCUCUCCUGAUCAGAAGAGGGGAUCUGGGAUUCGCAAGGUGACCGAGUAUUCGGUGAGCUCGGGGCAGGGAGCUGGGGAGAAUGCGACAGAGCCAGUGAAUUUCAAUGCAGAGGAGAACAAGAAGUUCGGUAUUGCUCUUUAA